Xylaria bambusicola is the source of this 1257-nucleotide messenger RNA. RefSeq lists its product as uncharacterized. Bases 1 to 1257 code for a protein of 418 amino acids. Lineage: Eukaryota; Fungi; Ascomycota; Sordariomycetes; Xylariales; Xylariaceae. The record is from RefSeq and is a predicted model, not a curated record. Gene Ontology annotation, biological process: protein geranylgeranylation. Gene Ontology annotation, cellular component: cytoplasm; Rab-protein geranylgeranyltransferase complex. The transcript is spliced from 2 exons. Gene Ontology annotation, molecular function: Rab geranylgeranyltransferase activity.
AUGGACUCUCUUAGUUCAUUGGGACUCUGUAGUACCGGUACCGGUACUAUCCAGCACGGCAUAGCCCGAGUCGCCCGUACCGCCCGUACCGACGAGCAGCGCAAGCAGGACCGAGACAAGAUCCAGAAAUACCGCCAGCUCGACGACGCCAUCCGGGCCCAGGUUGAGCGCCAGUCCUACCACGACCCCGCGCUCUUCCAGCUCACCUCCAAGCUCCUGCGCCUCAACCCCGAGUACUACACGAUAUGGAACGUCCGUCGCCGCUGUCUAACGUCUUGCUUAUUGUCCAGACCCUCGGCUGGAUCAUCGCCCUCGAAGGCGUCGCCGAGUACCUCUCAGAGCGCCACUACCAAUCCCUCUUCCGCCACCUCCUCGUCCUCUUCCUCGGCUGCGAUCCCGCCAAGCCCCGCCUCCCCGACAACUGGGAAGAGUGGUACUACGGCUGACGCGGAUGUCCUACGGUCCGAACUCGCAUUCACCGUCCCGCUGCUCCUCGAAUUCCCCAAAUGUUACUGGAUCUGGAAGUAUCGCAAGUGGAUUCUCGAACAGGCCAUCCUCCGCCUACCGAGGCCGGCCGCGAGCGGCGUCUGGGAAGCCGAGCUGGCUCUCGCGUCCAAGAUGCUGGUCAAGGACCGUCGCAACUUCCACGCUUGGGGUUACCGGCGCUACCUCGUCGCGAGACUUGAAAGCGCCGACCUGCUCGGGCGGAGUCUGGUCGAGGAUGAGUUCGCCUACACCACCAAGAUGAUCCAGGCUGACCUGUCCAACUUCUCGGCCUGGCAUAAUCGCAGUCGCCUGAUGUUUCGACUCCUCGACGAACGCAGCGCCGACGACAAGGCUCGCAACACAUUUCUCAACACCGAGCUAAACCUCGUUCAAGAAGCCCUCAACGUGGGACCCGAAGAUCAGAGCUUAUGGUACUAUCACCGGAAUCUCGUAUCUCAGGUUACCCCGUUUGGAGGAACUCCCACCAUCGUGCCCAACUUGACAGCGGAGCAGAAGAUGUCUCAUCUAGAACAGCAGAUCGACUUUAUUAAAGACUUGCUUGAGGAUUUCGAAGACAUUAAAUGGCCGUAUGAGGCCCUUCUCGAAUAUACAUUGGCAUUGCGCAAGCUUCAAUCUAACGCCCAAAACGAUGGGCAAGCGGAUGAUCCCAAUCUCUAUUUAAGUAAAUUGAGAAAACUAGAUGCUCUGCAGGCAGGUCGGUGGAAUGAUGCAGAGCGGGAUAUUAAAAAGCAGUUAGAAGAGAGCAUAUAG